AAACAAGAAGAGAAGAAGAACGGCCUACAACAGGGACACCGGCUCCUCAGCUUUAGUCUGAUGUUGGAAGGACCCGUCAGCUGCGGCGGAGCUUGGGUGUUUUUACGGCCGCGACUGAAAAGAAGAACCGAACAUCAAUAAGGCAGUGGCUCUUCUGUAACACGACGGGAGAUGGAUAACAGCAAACGAACUGUGGUCGUGACAGGUUUUGGGCCAUUUGGAGAACACACUGUCAACGCCAGCUGGGUAGCAGUACAGGAACUGAAGAAACUUGGCCUGGGCAGCGAAGUGGAUCUUCAUGUGUAUGAGGUUCCUGUAGAGUACCAGACAGUGCAGAGUUUGGUUCCUUCAUUAUGGAAGCAGUAUCAUCCACUGUUGGUCGUUCAUGUCGGAGUCUCAGGCAUGGCCACCACUGUCACACUGGAGAAAUGCGGCAGAAAUCGUGGCUACAGAGGUCUGGACAACAGCAGCUUCUGUCCUGAUUCCCAGUGCUGCAUUGUGGGAGGCCCUGACUGCAUCGACUCAGUUAUUGACAUGGAAUCAGUCUGUAAACGAGUGACAGCUUCUGGACUGGGUGUAGCUGUGUCUGUCUCCAAAGAUGCUGGAAGAUACCUCUGUGAUUUCACCUACUACACCUCUCUGUACCUGAGCCGCGGCCGCUCCGCCUUUGUCCACGUGCCUCCUCUUGGAAAGCCUUACAGCGGGGAAGACCUGGGUCGUGCGCUCAAGGCCAUUGUCCAGGAAAUUCUGGAGCUUCUCGACCAGGCUGAGGAUAAGAUCCACUGCCAGCAGCACUUCCACUAAGUGACCUCCAGAUGUGAACCAGCCUCUCCAGCACUCGCCACACAAGAGAAAUUGCACUUAACCACAAGUAGCCAAACCUCCUUCAACUUUUUAAAAUGUGUUUUUUUUCACUGAAAAACAGUCCCAGUCCAUCUUUGUCUUUUAACCUUUGCAAAAUGUGAUUUAUGAUAUGGUGAGAAGAUAAAAUGGGAGUCAACCUGGGUUCACAUUGUAACGUAAGCUUUUCCAAGGAACAGGAAACAUCAUUUUAAACUUACUGUAAUGAAUUCAGUCCUGAACACAGCAGUGAGACUGUGUUUGAUUUUGUUUUGACGUUUGUUUUAUUAAGUCUGUAAAAGUCUGUUAUCUGGCAGAUGUUUCAACAGUGACCCCAAAGGUGACCUCUAUUAUUGCACCUUAUAGGGUUAGGGCUAAUGAAAUAGUUUAGAGGUCACAUUUGGGGCGAUGUUUAACGCUUACAUACAUCCAGCGAGUUUAGUCAAUAGGCCUAUCCUAAUUUUUUUAUGUAUGUUAAGCAAACGGCUGAUGUCAGUUUCCUACAGAUUUAAACAUUUAGAUUUCUUUUCAGCAUUUUAUGUUGUUAUUUUUUCUUGAAUCCCUUUCUUUAUAAGAAUAUGUGAAAUUUAACCUUCUUUUACAAAGGAUUUUAAAUCAGGAAAUGGGUUGGUUUCAGCUCAUUGUCCCCACAGUUUUUUGGUCCAAAUUAAAAGUAAUUUUUUUUUUUUUUUUUUUAAAUCCCAAAGUCUCCGGACUGAGAUCUGUCCCCCCCAUGAUGUGCAAUGUUGUUUCACAGAUCUCAGGUCGGGGCCGUUUGGGAAGCGUUUGUUGUGAGUUUUGACAAAAUUCUACUACGGCUGCAUUAUAGCCUUAGACUAAAAAUUAACUCUAAACCAAAUAGCUUCUGUCGUAUUACUGUGUUAGUUUGUCCACUCAGCAGUUGUGUAGCCUUGACAGUUUAUUUAAUUUUAAACUCCCACUGUAGUCAACUUUUAUUCAUGCAGCACUUUGUUAUUUUACACUUCCAUCUAACUUUUUAAAAAUUUGGAUAACCUUUUAUAAACAUUUUUGUUUUCUGUCACUUUAAUUUGAAAUAUGUUUUUACCCCCCUCUUCCCCACUAGUUAUCAGCCCUCACGCGUGGUUUGCUUCUUAGGACGCUUUUGCUUUAUUUUCAUUUAAGUAAAAGUUUCUUCUAACCAGAUAAAAACAAAAAAAUGUAUUUUUAUUGUUUCUGUAAGCGCCCCGCUGUAGGUUAAAAUGUUAGGUUUGUUUGGUUUUCUGGCUGAGGAGUCAUUAUUUAGCACUUUUCACACCACCUAACAUGCCACCACUUCGUGUGAAUCUCAAGGAGGAAGUUUAUGAAUUUACCACACGCAACUUCAGCUUUCUGUGUCUCUGAAAAUGAAUAUAUCAGUGAACUGACAAAAGAUUUAACUUCAUCUCUCUCUUCAUUUUUUGGUUCUUUGGUCAGCCCAGUGGUUGAACACUUUUUAAAUGUUGGGCAGAUUUGUCAUAUAGCAAAUGCAGGUGCUGAUGUUUUACAGUGUGGCUUAACAAGUGCUUAAUGAGGUGAACUCUGACCCUGACUCUUUCCUGUGCCUUGCUGUUGUUUGUGUGCUUUUUUCUUUUCUUAAAAAAAGGCCUUAAAACGCUCAGUGGGUCGGUUGAAAGAUAUUUGACUGGUGCUGUCCAGUCAGUUGCGUGGCUACCUCAAAAAUACUUUUUUAUCUCGAAAUGUACCCUGGUGUACAAAAUACCAGAAUGGCUCUGUGAUGUACUGUAAGUUCCUGUGUUUAGGGAGUAACUUGUGAAACGGUGUCCUCUGCCUCUGAUAUUAACAAAGCACUUUUACAAUAAGUAAUCUUAACUUUGUAAAAGUAAAGGCUUUGAAAUAAAGGAUCACAAGUAA
This is a messenger RNA of Cynoglossus semilaevis (tongue sole), 2712 nucleotides long. RefSeq names its product pyroglutamyl-peptidase 1. Gene Ontology annotation, molecular function: pyroglutamyl-peptidase activity. Gene Ontology annotation, cellular component: cytosol. Gene Ontology annotation, biological process: proteolysis. The record is from RefSeq and is a predicted model, not a curated record. The transcript has 5 exons. NCBI's taxonomy places the organism in Eukaryota, Metazoa, Chordata, Actinopteri, Pleuronectiformes, Cynoglossidae. Bases 172 to 804 code for a protein of 210 amino acids.